AUGUUAGCUGAUUUAUUGGAAAAGAAUUCAAAAUAUCAAACUCUUAUUGAUUCAGAAAAUGAUACUGUUAUAUCUUUUUUACCAUGGAAAAGUGAACGAUUAAGAACUUCUACACUUUUACAAGAAAAUUAUAAAGGCAAAGGAAAUGAAAGUUCACCAUAUAUUAUUAAUUGGCUUCGUUAUGAUCCAGAAAAUCCAAUGAAAUGGUUGUCCAUAUACAAAUGGUUUUUAACAUUCCUUGUCACUGUUGCAACUCUUGCAAUUUCAUUUUGUUCUUCAGCUUAUACAGGACCCUUUAAUGAACUUAAACAACAGUUUCAUAUAGGUGAUGAAGUUAUUACGCUUGGUAUAUCAUUAUAUGUUCUUGGCUUUGCAAUUGGACCUCUACUUUGGGCACCAUUUUCUGAAGUUUUAGGACGACGACCACUCUUCAUCGUAACUUAUGCUGCAUUAACUGCAUUUAAUGCUGGAGCGGCAGCAUCACAAAAUAUUUGGACAUUAGUUAUUCUUCGAUUUUUUGCAGGUGCAUUUGGUGCUUCUCCAUUAACGAAUGCUGGUGGUGUUAUUGCUGAUCUAUUUGAUGAUUCUGAGCGUGGUGUUUUUUUAGCUCUAUUUACAACGGCAGCAUUUUUCGGACCAGGUUUAGGGCCAGUCGUUGGUGGAUUUGUUGGUGAAACUGUAGGAUGGCGUUGGGUUGAAGGUGUAAUGGCUAUUUUUACUGGAGUUAUAUGGAUACUUAUUUGUUUUUUUUUACCAGAGACAUAUAGUCCAGUUCUUUUACGUAGAAGAGCAAAGAAAUUAUCAAAACGAACAGGUAAAACUUAUCGUUCAAAAUUCGAAGAAGAAGAAAAAACUAAAUUUAGUAAAGUUCUGAAAACUUCAUUAUUACGUCCAUGGGCUCUUCUAUUUCGUGAACCAAUUGUUCUUCUUCUUUCGAUUUAUAUGGCUAUUAUUUAUGGAACUCUUUAUUUAUUAUUUGGUGCUUUUCCAAUUGUUUAUCAAGAAAAACGAGGAUGGAGUGAAGGAAUUGGUGGUUUGGCUUUUAUGGGUUUUUUAGUUGGAAUAAUAAUUUCAGUUGUGUAUUCAAUACUAGAUAAUAUACGAUAUAAACGUGUUAUAAAGAAAAGUAAAGAUGGACAAGCACCACCAGAAGCUCGUCUUCCACCAGCUAUGGUUGGUUCUAUUUUUAUACCUAUUGGAUUAUUUUGGUUUGCAUGGACUAAUUCUCCAUCUAUUCAUUGGAUUGUUUCAAUAAUUGCUAGUGCACCAGUUGGUUUUGGUAUGGUUUUAGUUUUUAUAUCUAUUAUUAAUUAUUUAAUUGAUGCAUAUACAAUCUAUUCAGCUUCUGUAUUAGCAGCUAAUAGUGUCAUACGUUCUAUUUUUGGUGCAGCUUUUCCUUUAUUUACAACACAAAUGUUUCAUACAUUAGGUAUUCAUUGGGCUUCAUGUGUACCAGCGUUUUUAGCAUUAGUAUGUGUACCAUUUCCAUUUCUAUUUUAUAAAUAUGGCGCAAAAAUACGACAAAGAUGUAAAUAUGCUGCUGAAGCUGAAGAAAAGAAAGAAAAACCAACAAAAACAAACUCUAAUGAAAAUGGACAGACAAACUCUACGGAAUAUAAACAAACGAGUGAAACUAAACAGACAAAGUCUAAGAAAAAUGGACAAACAGGUGAAACUAAACAAGCAAAGUCGAAUGAAAAUGAACAAACGAGUGAAGUUAAACAGAAAAAAUAG
Adineta steineri is the source of this 1734-nucleotide messenger RNA. Lineage: Eukaryota; Metazoa; Rotifera; Eurotatoria; Adinetida; Adinetidae. The record is from the annotation of a GenBank genome assembly.